AUGACGCGCGGUCUCCAGGCCGUCGGCGGGAGGGCGGCAGGAGGAAACGUCGCUGGUAGUUGCAGGAGGGAAUGCAGUCGGCCUGCACGUGGUGGGUCGGGGUUCCCGAGGCCACACGCGGGUCCUCUCGCAUUCAUCCCACGACAUAGAGGCAGAGGUGUCUUGAACCGCGAGCGAGGCUCAUUGUUAGGGGCGGAUUCUUGUCCGGAACGUCUGGGCCUGAGAAGGCUCCGCGUCUCGCGCGCACCGGGAUCCGGAGGCCCUUCGUCGCCCGACGACGAGGUGUUCAUGCAGCACGCAUUGCAGCUAGCGCGCGAGGCCGGCAGGAACCGCGAGAUUCCUGUGGGCGCGGUCGUCGUGGACGAAGACGGCCGCGUCGUCGGGGACGGCCGCAACGCCACCGAGGAGCUGCUCGACCCGUCUGCGCACGCGGAGCUCGUCGCAAUCCGCGCCGCCGCGCGAACGCUCGGGUCCUGGCAGCUCCUGGCCAGGUGCACGCUCUACGUCACGCUGGAGCCCUGUCCGAUGUGCGCCGGCGGCAUUCUGCAAUCCAGGCUGCGUCGUGUGGUGUACGGGGCGAAGAACCCGCUGCUCGGCGCGGACGGCAGCUGGGCGUCGCUGCUACGCGCGGGCGAGAGCGCAGCAGCUGGCAGCGCGGACGCCGGCCCGCGGGCGCCGCUGCGGCCGCACCCGUUCUGCCCCGACCUCGAGGUGCACGCGGGGGUGUUGGAGGGGGAGUGCGCGGAGGCGAUGAAGGAGUUCUUCCGCGAGCGGCGGAAGCGCGCCGCGUGGGAACCGGGCGCCGACGGCCGCGGGAAGUAA
Pedinophyceae sp. YPF-701 is the source of this 822-nucleotide messenger RNA. The record is from the annotation of a GenBank genome assembly. NCBI's taxonomy places the organism in Eukaryota, Viridiplantae, Chlorophyta, Pedinophyceae.